GAUUUGAACGCCAGUCGGUUGGUGUGUGAGCUGCGGAGAACAUCGCGGGAACACUUUCUCCGAUUUCAAACGUAAAAAUGCCGUCAUAUUUUCCGAAACAAAUCAAAACGGCUGCAGCAGAAGAGGUGACUGACCCCUCGGCCUGAGGUGUGAAAGCGAGAAUGAUGAGUGCCAGUCUUCAGAAUGACGAGGUGGCAGUGCCCAGUCACAUCACAAUCACAUCAGCAUUAUCAGGAUGAUGAGGCCACAGAUCGCCGAUACUUCAGGGGAGUCGGAGGAAGUACUCUGGUGUAAAAGCAGAAAAUUUCGGGCAGUACAGUGUACAUUUGUACACAGGUUCUCAGCCAAUCAGAAUCCGAUAAGUCUGUGUCGUCAUCGGAGCGUCAUCAUGAAACCGCUUAGUAGAACUUGCCAUUAUAUCAAUAGAUAUUUCUGUAAAAUAAUGCUUCAAAUAACGCUGUUCUCAGAUCUCCAGCAGUUCUUUCUUGUGACAUGCCUGAUGCUAUUCCUGGUGAUGAAAUAUAUGUAUUAGUGAUGUAGUAUAUUUCUGGUGUGUUCACUGUUGCGAUAAAUCAUACAAAUCCUGAAAAUCUUUGCUUGUAUUGUUUUGUGCUUGUUACCCAAAUUUGAAGCAUACAGUAUCAAAAUAUACUGGGGGAUGACCAUAAACAUGAGGUAGUAUCGAAAGACAAGUCCCAUUGCAGAGAAAUAUAUUCAUACUGGAGGAAGACCAUUCACAUGAGACAAUUAAAGUCUCAUUGUAUAAUCAUACUCAAUACGAUAUCUGAAGGACUAUCCCUUGGAUCUUGGAGAUGGGCUAUUGUAAUUGUCCUUUCUGUAGGUAGGCCUAUGCGCAGGCAGCAUAACUCAAAUAUCUAAAAUCCAAAUAACAAGGGAAAAGAAACGCAUUAUAAAAAUAAAAUAUAAAGUAAAAAAGAAAAAGAAAAAUGUUGUCCACAACCGGAUUCGAACUCGCGACCUUUGGAUCGAACAUCGUAUUCUGCCAUUUCUGACGAGUGCUCUCCUGCUCUGAUGUUUCUAAGACGUCUGACGUCAUGGAUUUGUCGAAAUCUGAUUGGCUGAAAGUCCCUGUACAAUGUACAAUGUACUGCCCGAAAGGUUCAGGAAAAAAAAUUCGCGGCCCGAGUCCACAUGCAUAGGGCUACCGUUGUACACAUACGCACUAGGUAGGCAUCUGAUGACAUGAUUAACGAGUUGACCCGAUGAGGUUAAUAAAUCCGACCAGAGAAAAAGCCAGAUACGUGCUUUUAUCAUUAGGCAUUUCCAUAAGGCAAUUCCCGCCGUCCUACCCGCCAGGCCAUGCCAUGACAAUUAGUUGUCAUUCAUCAAAAGUUCAUUUUUGUGUUGGGGGAGGAGGGGGCAACUUACCUUGUACAGUGAAUGAGACGUUUGCACCACUGAACUAUCUACCCCAUCGAUGCGUGGAAGUGUCCAUGACCAAUAUCUUUCUGUCUGGUGAAUAACUUAUGAUUGACUUACCGAGUUUCGUCCACCGACCGAAGACAGGGUGGCUAUAGCUCGAAGGUGAAGGAGUGUGUGUGUGGGUGGGGGGCAUGAUGGUCCUGCGGGUUCUGUACGUGCAAUUUUGGCAAAUUGUUGGUUUAAUGGAAUAAAAUAUGUAAGAUUAGUGAAUGAGACACCGCCCACACUUGUUGAGCGCGAGCGAUGACGCGAGGAUGAAUGAAGGCCGCUGCGGAACUGGACAAGGCUCCGAAAUAACAAAGGUGAUUGCCAGGCAGCAAAAAUUUGUAUCAAGAUGGCGACCCAACCAAAACAUGAACCUCCUCAGGGAAUGGAACCGUACGAUUUAGGUGGUCCUGGAGACCUCGGAGCGCUCAGCCCUGAGCAGCAGGAGAAAAUAAAUAAGUUUAAGGUAGAAACUAGAAUGGAGAAUGAAAAAUACUUGAGGCAACAUCCAGAAGUUGAAUGUUUGAUAGCAGGUUUUCUUGGUGAAAUUCUAAAGAAAAGGCCAGAAAAUAUUAGAGAGUAUGCUGCCAGGCAUUUUACCAAUAGCAAUCUGCCAGAUACGGUCAUGCAGCAGCUCGAAGACAGACAAGAAAAAAUCAAGCAGCACAAAGUGUUAACAAAAGUUUGAACUGCUGAGUCAGUGAUAGCGUCAAUAAAAAGACAAUUGUUGUUGAAUUCGCGUUUGCCGAUCAGCUCUCUUCCCUAUCUUUAAAUUAUACGCAAUAUAUCAGGACGAAUCAUUAAGUUGUCUAUUGCUCUUUUUAACCUAUAACAUAAGUUUGAUAUUUGUACCAGGGUUAGAUUGAUGCUAGAUUUCUACUCUUCAGCACCUGCCAAGUUGUAGUGUUUUUCUAAAUUGAAUGAGUUGGGAAGAAUCGGAAAUGCAAGCUACAAGUAGGACAGGACAGAUAACAAAUUUACAUGCCUGUUGCCAGAGUCACUCUUUCUUUCUUUCAUACUAUGAUCCCUCUUGUCGUCGCUAGCUCAAAUACUGCAUAGAAUGGCCUCCCAACUGCUUAGUAUGUGUAAAUGAUGUGAAAAGUUGUUUUAAGUAUUUUAUGGAAGGUAGAUCUUCCCUGUGCUGAGGAGAGUUAGGUCGUGCAUGCAGUAUAUUCUAUGUAUACCAGUCACCGAGAUGACUCUUGAUGUGGCUUAAAGGUUGAUGAAAUUUUGUCAGCAUAGGCCAAAAUGUUAUUGUAUAGUGAUAAAGUGCUAUCAGUUAAAGAUCAAUUGUGGAAUGUUGUCCGUGACGUACAUAGCAGUGUUAUUGACUCAACAGUCUACAUUUUGGUCCCGGUUUCAGGACACUGGAGAGUUGACUGGAUUGUUUCUGUUGUUGUAGGAGUAAUGUGAUAUUUAUUGACAGUAAUAAUAAAAAUAUUUGUGG
Messenger RNA from Lineus longissimus, 2875 nucleotides. Its product is annotated as RIIa domain-containing protein 1-like. NCBI's taxonomy places the organism in Eukaryota, Metazoa, Nemertea, Pilidiophora, Heteronemertea, Lineidae. The transcript has 5 exons. Bases 1778 to 2116 code for a protein of 112 amino acids. The record is from RefSeq and is a predicted model, not a curated record.